Chenopodium quinoa (quinoa) is the source of this 1305-nucleotide messenger RNA. RefSeq lists its product as uncharacterized. Lineage: Eukaryota; Viridiplantae; Streptophyta; Magnoliopsida; Caryophyllales; Amaranthaceae. The transcript has a single exon. The record is from RefSeq and is a predicted model, not a curated record. Bases 1 to 1305 code for a protein of 434 amino acids.
AUGAUCGGCAUCAAAGGAUAUGACGUCCGUAUAGCCAUCGAAGCCUUCAAGAGAGGACUAACGGACGACUCAGAGCUAUACAGGGAGCUGACUAAAUAUCCAUGCACGACCUUUGAAGAAGUCAGAACCCGUGCCUUAGCACAGAUGCGACUAGAGGAUAAUCUCGCCAUCCGGAAUGGCGUCCAACCGUUGCCAAUCCCUAACAACGACAGAGUCUCUAGGAAGCAUAACGACAGAAAGAACUGGCGUCAUAGAACAUAUGACAAGCCAGGUCAGGUGAACGCAGUCAAUAAUGUUAAAACUAACGUUUCUCAUGAUUCUGCAAAUAGUUCCCAGAAACAGGAUGCCGACGCAUACCCCGACAUUGCUGAAUAUGGAUUCUGCGUCGACAUCGGGGGCGUGGUGAAUGCCCUUCAUUCUUUAGGAAAUGUCGCCCGUUGGCCGAGGAAGAGCGACAGACCAGAUGAGAACAAAGACAAAUCCAAGUGGUGCGACUACCGUGGUGAUCAUGGCCAUCGUACCGAAGAUUGCAACGCCCUGAGAAAAGAGAUAGCUUUCCUCUUGAAGAAGGGUCAUCUCAAGGAGCUGCUAGGAAAAGGCAAAUCAAGCAGCAAGGAAGCGACGACCCAGCAGCAAAAAGACCCUCAGCAGCCGCCAAAAGGACCAACGGUCACAAAGGUAGUCAAUGUUAUUACUGGUGGUUCUGAUAUUUGCGGACUAACCUAUUCUGCAGCUAGGAAAAUAGCAAGAACAGGUAAUCCCGAAGAAGUCGUCCCCAUGGACGCAAGAUCGAACCAAGACAAAGCCCUAGAAGCAAUGGUCCUCGCCUUUGACGAGUGUGACUUGGGAGACUAUCGAGAAGAGCAUCAUGACUCUCUAGUGAUAUCUUUGACCAUUGGCAAUUGCCUGCUGAAAAGAGUGCUGGUCGACAGAGGAAGUUCAUCCAAUGUCCUUUUCAAAAGCACCCUGGAGGACAUGGGUAUCGAUGCUAGAGACAUCGUCAGAAAAUCUACAGUCAUCGUAGGUUUCAGUGGGGAAGCUCUCAAUACAAGCGGAGAGAUCGUGCUGCCAACCUUUGCUGGGGGCGUUAAUCUUUCAACGCAUUUCAACGUCGUAGAUUGCCCGUCAGCCUACAAUGCCAUCAUCGGUCGCCCCUGGAUCCACAGAAUGAAAGUCGUCCCGUCGACCUAUCAUCAAGUUAUAAAAUUUCCAACCAAAUGGGGCGUGCAAAUUAUCAAGGGAGAAAGGCAAGAAGCUAGAAGAUGCUACAGUUCUACAUUGAAGACAUCCAAAAGGACGGUAUAG